AUGGUGAGACCCCAAGAUACGGCUUUGGCCCGAUUCUAUGGCCACCCUAAGGUGCGCAAAGACGGCGCUCCUCUCCGACCCAUCGUGUCGCUCAAAGGUACCACCACCACCACCACCACCACCACCACCACCACCACCACCACCACCACCACCACCACCACCACCACCACCAGGGGCGAGCAAAGACCCGAUGCCCUACCGUCGCCCACCACCACCUCCAUAAUCACUGUCGCAACCCCCGCGCCAGCGGCGACGGCGACUGCACGGAUGCUCAUGUGA
Messenger RNA from Spirometra erinaceieuropaei, 279 nucleotides. The record is from the annotation of a GenBank genome assembly. Lineage: Eukaryota; Metazoa; Platyhelminthes; Cestoda; Diphyllobothriidea; Diphyllobothriidae.